Messenger RNA from Poecilia reticulata (guppy), 1327 nucleotides. NCBI's taxonomy places the organism in Eukaryota, Metazoa, Chordata, Actinopteri, Cyprinodontiformes, Poeciliidae. The record is from RefSeq and is a predicted model, not a curated record.
GCAGGCAUCAUAAGCAGUGCUGAGGGAGCCAAGGAGGAAAACAGUGUCAGCAGCAGCAGCGGGAGACAGGGAGACGGAGAGGGCUGAAGUUGGAUUGCGCUUCCUUUUGUCACCGCUUCCCAUGACUUACUCACCCAGUGAAACCUGUAAAACCACACUGUGUGUUUUAAUUUUACGUCUGCUAAGUUAAAACUUGGGUAUCGUCUGCAGAAGAUCCACAGCGCUCCGAGUCAAGAUGAUGGAGGAGUCGGUGAGCGCCUUUGAGACGCAUCUGACGGCCGUCAUGGACAGCCUGAUCCGCGCGUCGGUGUGUGAGAUCAGCAAGCUCUUCCAGGAGACCGUGAACAACUACCUGGUGGAGCUGUCCCUCAACAGGAAGGAGAACGAGRCUCUCAAGCUGCGGCUCAAGCUCACCGAGAGCAAGCUGAGGACGGAGCGCAAGUACGGGAUGGGCUGGGCGGCCAGCCGCCGCAACGCCGGCCUGAAUGCAGGCGAGGAGGUCGUAGGGCGGCAGAAGCGGAAAGUUGACGUUGCCCGAGGCAAGCUGAAAAAGGUCCCAGCAACGGUCCACGGCAAAGGAUGGCCUGGAGGUGUGUGGGAGGAAGGAGGAGGAGGAGGUGGUGACGGGGGAGGAGCAGCUGGAGGGGCUUUAGGCUUAGUAACGGGAGCAGGAGGAAGAGGGGGGAAGGAGGCCARGGAGGCGUACCUCGUCCAGUUCCCCCGGGAUGAGGAAGACGAGGGAGAGAUGGAGGAUGACGAGGACGGGGAGGGCAGCCUCAGCGGCGAGGGGGAGGAGAACGCCAACAUCAAAGAGGAGUUUUCUCAAACGGAGGGCUAUCAGCCUGCGUCUCUGAGGCUCAUAAAGGAGGCGUUGAAGAUGAAUCCGCCCAACCAGAACCUCCUCACUGGCUCCAAACCCCAGAGUGAAGGCCUUUCAGAUUGCCCCUCAGCUAUUCAUCAGAAAGUAGAGGAAGAGGAGGACUGGGCCCUGAAACGCUCCGAACCGGCAGACGGGGGCAUGACGAUGGACGAGCUUCGAGGCCUGGAGUCUGCGCUGAGAGCUGAGAGAGGCCGCGAGCAGGCGUCCAGGACGGCGUCACAGCAUGACGCAGAGGUGGUGCAAGGGAGCGAGAGGAGCGUGGCGCCGAAGUACAUCGGACUGGACGGGCUGGAGCAGGAGGGUGAGCUGGAUCCUYCGCCACCUGCUYUGCAGAGGGAGGAAGCCGGAGUGAAGGACCCUGCGAGGGCUGGUGGCGUUGACGGAGCGGACCUGAAGCUAGGCUGGUCGAAGAAGCUGAGAGAAGUCGACUGUGCCGCUUACAACUGA